GGAAAGGAGCCAUUUGUUCCUGACACUCACAGAGAAGAAACCAAGCCAGUGAGUAGAGGAGCAGGGGAGACAGAAGGGAUAACCAUGAUGGCCAUAGCAGAGUUCCAGAAGAUCGGUGUUGGUCUGAUGGGAUUUGGUUUUUUUUUCCUGCUCUUCGGAGUGCUGCUGUAUUUUGACUCCGUACUGCUGGCCUUCGGGAAUAUUUUGUUUUUGACUGGUUUGAUGUUCAUCAUUGGACUCAGGAGGACAGCCCACUUCUUCUUCCAAAGACAAAAGUUUCGGGGUUCUUUCUUCUUCCUGGGAGGCGUGUCUCUGGUGCUGUGCCGUUGGCCAAUAAUUGGAAUGCUGCUGGAGAGUUAUGGCUUUGUGCUUAUAUUCAGGUCCUUCUUCCCCAUGGCCUUGGCAUUUAUGCUGUCAUCUGUGAACAUCCCUUACCUAACUGGAUUUUUCUCCAGCAGCUCCUCCAUGGUCUGAGCAGAAGAACAUGUUGCAGAAGGGAGGGAAUGCUGGAUGCCCUUUGACUGACUGUAAAUCCAAUACUGGGUUGGCAGAGGAGUACAACUGAUGAGUAACUGCACAAUUAUGAACUCUUGUUGUCAUUUAUGACCAGUGAGAAUAAUAUAUUUUUUACAAUGUAUUUUGUUUUGUACCAUAUAAGGUUACAGUUAUUAAUUAACAGUCAAAUGAUAAGUUGCUUUAAAGCUAAACUAAUUUAAAACCAUUGUUGUAAAAAUAAUGGUGUUCUCCAUCUAAUAAAUUACUGUUUUGUCUAACCAUGUUAUUAUCUUUUUGAAUUCUUUUUUUUUUUUACAGUUUUACAUACUGUAUAAUAUUCCCGGAGGGUGUGUUUAUGGGACCAUCAUUCCUCAUUCCAAAAAAGUAAUCAUAUGAUUUAAUCGUACAAAGCCUUAUCUCCUCAGGCAGGUCCUUCCAAAGCCAAGGGGCCCCGAUGGCAAAAGCAUGGUCACCUUUAGUUUGAGCUUCAACUUUAAAACAGCCAGAAGGGGCUCCACACUGGGAUCUAAAGCUGCGAGCUGGCUUAAGAGGGCUCAACAUUUCUGCUAUAUAUCAUGGGGCCAGACCCAGCUGUGCUUUUAAGUGAUCAGUAAAAUCUAAAAAUGAUUUCUUAAACGAACAGGGAGCCAAUGGAAAGAAGCCAGGAUCGGGAUGAUGUGAUGUCGUCUGUCAUGCUUUAUACAAACAAAUGCCAAAGGGCACCUAAAUGGGACUGAGGGUUUGGGGGACUGAAUAAUAUGAUUUGGACUUUGAGUUAUUUAGCUUAAGAAAAUGUUGUGUCAUCCAACAGUUGAUAUCACUAGGACAGUCUAAAAUAGCAGCUAGGCUUCUUGGGUCAACAGGUCUCAAGGGAAGGUGUAUCUGUGUGUAAUCUGCGUAGCAAUGAAAAGAGACGUCAUGACGUUGGAUGGUUUGUCCAGGUGGGAGCAUUUAUAUGGAAAAUAAAAUCGGACCUUUGUAGUGUAUUUUAUCAUAUUCUGCUAUACCUUGUUGUACUGAGGCCAUGAAGUUGUUGCAUGCUGUGUGAUGUUGGGAGUCCUAACAAUGACCUCAUGAACAACACACGACAUGACAACCUUGUUUAUAGUGAUGUUUACACAGACGAAGAGUCUAGGUACUCAGGAACUGCCCUAACAAUGACCUCAUGACCUAUAUACGACAUGACAACCUUGUUUAUAGUGAUGUUUACACAGAUGGAAGAUUCUAGGUUCUCAGGAAAAGUGUAUGUUUCAAGGUGUCUGAAUGAUGUAUGUACUGCUCAAUAUGUUUUAUGCCUUUGUGCACAUUGAGGGGAUGCACAACACAGAUAUAAGUUCAGACUGAAGGCUGAGAGCCUCAGUCCAUGCUGAAUCUCUGUAUGGGCUCCAUUCUGCGCAGAAUG
This is a messenger RNA of Anoplopoma fimbria (sablefish), 1897 nucleotides long. RefSeq names its product golgi transport 1A (gene golt1a). The transcript has 5 exons. Gene Ontology annotation, cellular component: endoplasmic reticulum; membrane. The record is from RefSeq and is a predicted model, not a curated record. The coding region runs from base 85 to 474 and encodes 129 amino acids. Lineage: Eukaryota; Metazoa; Chordata; Actinopteri; Perciformes; Anoplopomatidae. Gene Ontology annotation, biological process: endoplasmic reticulum to Golgi vesicle-mediated transport; retrograde transport, endosome to Golgi.